Messenger RNA from Drosophila biarmipes, 1083 nucleotides. RefSeq names its product serine protease grass. Lineage: Eukaryota; Metazoa; Arthropoda; Insecta; Diptera; Drosophilidae. Gene Ontology annotation, molecular function: serine-type endopeptidase activity. The record is from RefSeq and is a predicted model, not a curated record. The transcript is spliced from 4 exons. Gene Ontology annotation, biological process: proteolysis. Bases 16 to 948 code for a protein of 310 amino acids.
UCGCAGCAUCAGAGAAUGAGUCGCAGCGGAGUGAUGAAGACGAUCAUCGCGGUUAUCGCCUGCCUUUGGCCAGGGGUCCUGGGCUCCAAGCCGCUUCUCCUGGAGGAGGAUUGCGGAACGGAAAUUCGAAUGGCCGACAGAAUCAUGAACGGUCAAGCGGCGAAGUUGGGAGAAAAUCCAUGGAUGGCUUAUCUAACAACUCCCAGUGGACCCAAUUGUUCCGGCACCCUUAUCAACCACUGGUUUGUCCUAACAGCUGCCCAAUGCAUUCCCGACGACUUGGAAAUAACGGUUCACCUGGGCGAGUACAACUUAGACACCAAGGUGGAUUGUGAGAAGCACAGGUGCCAGAAAGCGGUCCAGGAGUACGCCGUGGACAUGGCCUUCAAGCAUGCGUUUUACGAACCGGAAACACAUGACAACGACAUAGGGAUGUUGCGGCUCGACAAGAGGGUGACGUACUUAGUUCACAUAAAACCCAUUUGUAUUUUUGUGGACGAACGGAUGAGGGAACAAGUGGAUCAGCUCAACACGUUCACGACCACCGGCUGGGGAGAGACUGGCGAGAAAAAGAGGAGCAGCGUUCUCCAGAAAAUGGACAUCAGCCGCCAACCCAAAGAGUUAUGCUCUGAAAUCUUUGGGAAACCCUUGAGCUCCGAUCAGAUUUGCGGCGGCAACGGCAACAGCACUCUCUGCACUGGAGACAUCGGUAGUCCGCAGAUCCGCGAAAUGAGGCACAAGAACCACUACCGCUAUGUCCAAGUGGGCCUCGCCAGUUGGGUGAGCAAUCAGUGCCUGAACGCCAGCGUGCUCACAGAUGUAUUGGGCCACGGCCACUGGAUAGAACGGGUGGUGAGGCAGUUCGGACCCGCCCAAGACAUGCAGAGACCUUCACCAUUUAGACCGAAUGAUGAAGUCCCCGAAUUCUACCCAGUUAAGAACUUUUAAAUCUGAGAAAAUAUGAUAUCGCUUGUAAGGGGUUCAAAAUUAAGCUACUUAAAAAAUUAUCAUAAUCAAAUUUUAUAAGUUCAGGCAGUAACAAGUUAUCAAAUAAAGCUUACUAGGCUUAUACUGCUUCCAAGA